This is a messenger RNA of Cuculus canorus (common cuckoo), 5222 nucleotides long. RefSeq lists its product as uncharacterized. The record is from RefSeq and is a predicted model, not a curated record. The transcript is spliced from 8 exons. The coding region runs from base 361 to 4809 and encodes 1482 amino acids. Gene Ontology annotation, cellular component: catenin complex; adherens junction. Gene Ontology annotation, biological process: cell-cell adhesion; cell migration. Gene Ontology annotation, molecular function: beta-catenin binding; actin filament binding. Lineage: Eukaryota; Metazoa; Chordata; Aves; Cuculiformes; Cuculidae.
AUGGCAUCACACCUCGCACAGGCAGCCUGCGGCCCCUCCAGCCAUCCCCAGGAAUGAGGCGGUAUCCUGGCCCCCGGACAACUCCCUGGUCCCCAAAGAGCAGGGGGAUCUGCAGGGAACCCCACAGAGGUGCCAGCUGCCAGCACACACACACACACACACACGCCCCGCACCCCAUACACACCGGCAGCAGGCGCUCGCCUUCCACCGUGUCCACCGCAGGGACCAGUGAUGGUAAUCAAGGUGUAAUUAAUCCCCCCCACCGCCUGCCGUGCAUUCAUAUCCCUGCCCGGGAGCUGUGUGCGUGAACACAGGCCCGUGGUGGCACAGGAGCCUCCAUAUUCCCCCUCUGACAGACAGAUGCAGGGAGGAAACGUCACUGUCACCAUCAUCCAUGAGGAACAGCCUGCAACCCUGUUCUCAGCACCGUCUGUGCCUGGGCAAGAUGCAAUGGAGCCUCUUUAUCUCUAUGACCUUGGGCUCCCAACGGAAAACAAAACUAUUCAAAGGAUCCUCUGUCCCAUGGCUGUGCAGCUCUGCCAUCUAAUCCUCGCCCUGGAACGGGAAGAUGGGAUGUGUCAGGCCUUUCCCAAUUUAGGGGAGAAUGUGGAAAAAUUAGCCAAAGCCACAGAAGUAUUUGCUUCUGUUGCAAGAAGGUUGGCCGAGGAGUCUGGCGAUGAGAUGUUCAAGGAGGAGAUGCAUGGUGCAGCUGAGUCCCUCGUCCUAGCAGGGAGGUGCGUGCUGCUGGCAGGCUGCAAGCUCCAGGUACACCCGGACAACCCUAGCCACAGGGAGAAGCUGGCUGCAUCAGCAAAGAGAAUCGUAACAGAGACAGGGAAGAUCCUUCAGAUCAAAGAUGCUGCUGGGGCGAGGAGGAUAACUCAGGCUGCCAGCUGGCUUUUGGAUUGCUUGAGCAUGCUGCAGGAUGCAGGGGACAUGCCAGGACUGCUGGCUGCUUUCCGGGCCUUUUCUGAGGCUUUGCUUCUGCUGAGCAAUCUGACAAUGAAGCGCCUCGAGGAACUCGGAGAUUGUCCUCGACAGAAGAGCUUGGCCCAAACUUUGCAGCUCCUUCAGAAGUGCAUUCCUGUGCUUCAUCGAGCCAAGCACAGUGAUAUUAAACACUCCUGGGAUCAGCAAGUUAACCUCUCCAAAGACUAUGCUUUCCAGCUGACGGAGAGGACCAUCAAAGAGCUCACUUCCCUGCUCGUUCACAAUAUGGGCAGCAAGGAGCCACAGGACAGAAAUGGAACCUUCUCUCAGCACAUGAGCAAGCUGCUGGGUCUCCUCUCUCAUCCAGACCCAGUGCACCUCUCCGACAGUGAGUUCAGUGCUCAUGUGGAAGUGGUCAUUUUCUACUGCUUGCUUCUAGCAGACUCAUCCAGGCCAGAUCUGAAGCUGGACCUGGUAAAACACUGCUGGGCUCUCCUACAGCUGAGGAAAAGCAUCUGCAGCUAUGUAAGCCAUCAGGAAAGAUAUCCAGGGCAAAGCUGGGGAGAAAGCAGCCUAGAGAAGGAAUGUCACGCCAUGAAAGAAGAAGUGGAGGCUCUCAAUCAGGCAGUGCUCACAGCUACUCUGUGCCAAAUCCUCAACACCUUCUUUGAGGGUAAGGAACCCCUGAGGCAGUUAGUUGAAGAGGCCCUUAACCUUGCUGGUACAGGCUGUCCUGCAGCAGGACAAGGAGGACUUUUAAAGAAGCUUCAGCCCCUAACUGCCACCUUCUUCACGCACGCGCAGAAGAUGCUCAGAGCAGCAGACUUUGUUCUGGCCAGGUGUACCAAAACCCAAACAGCUAGAGAAAUCAGAGAGUGGGUGGAGUAUUUGAAGAGGCUUCUUGCCAGUCUCCCUCCACUGCUUACAGAAAUGAGCAAAAAUACAGCCCAGGUGAGAGCUGCUGAGCAGUUGCAGUCCUUGUACCACAUGUGGGCUGGAACAACAGAAAGCCUGUUGUGGUGUUUCGAGGAGAUGGUCAGCAUGCAUGAAUUCCUUAAGCUGUCCAUCCAGGAAAUGGGCAAGCACAGGGAAUGGUGUGAAAAGGCCCUGGAAAGUCAGGACUCUGAAAGGCUCUCUUGGCAUGCAACUCACCUCACCAGUUGGGCUCAGUGGGUGGUUGAAGCUACCACUAGGUACGUGGACAGAGCUACAGACCCCAUUUUCAGGAAUGGCUUGCUGGUUUGGCUUGAGCAACUGGCCAGCUGCACUCUUCAGCUGAAAACAGUCACAAGCCUUUGUCUAGACAGACUCUCCUGUCUCCAAACUAGGGAUGUGUUUUCAAAGACAGUGAGCUGCCUGAUGGAUGCUGCUUACCAUGUCCAAGGUGGGCUGGAUGGGUCCAACCAUCCAGAUAUCCUCAGCCCUCUCCGGGAACAAGUACGAAACACUGGCAUUGCAAAGGGGCUUGAACUCAGCCCAUCAGGUGCUGGGCUAAAAACCAUUAUGGAUGAGGCUGCAUUGCAAGAAGACAUCUCAGCUCGUCCAUCUUCACAACCAGGUAACUUAUACCCGGAUGUUGUUCCAAAGAGAGGAAAUACGCACCCUGUCAUUACAGCUCUCCUAGCAGCAACAAGAUCUCACAAUAUGGCAGCUGUCAAUGCUGCUUGCUCCGCCUUGCUUGAACUCUCCAAUGGCUGUAUCGAUGCGGCAAAGGAAGCGCUGCCUGUUGCCGAGUUUCCCGAGACAGAGACACUGGGGCAGUAUCAGAUGAUGGUAUUACUGACACCACGUGUUAUUAGCCUGGCCAGGGAAACAGCCCCAGAGCAGCUUCAUCUUCCAAGUAGACUUCUCCAAAUGGCACUCAUGCUCUCAGAAAGGAUCUGUGAGACUGAAAAGUGCCUGGCAGCUGUGGCCGGCUCUUGGUACAGUCUGUCUCAGCAAGUGUUUGGCUUUAUCUUGUCCGCUGACUUUCUGAGAGGCAAACAGGCUUUGGACGAGACCAUGAUGAGUUUAGCAGGAGCAGUUCAGUUAGCAGGAGACAUUGCAAACAUGACCUCUAGUAACGGAAAUCCCAUUUCCUCUGAUGUCUGGGAGAGCUUUCUACAAGUCCAAGCCAAGUUUUCACAUGCUCAGAUGAACACCAAAGUGUUACUUGAGAAAGCAAUGUCCUUUGACAGCUCCUGCGGAGUGGAAAAGGCCAUCCUAGAGCUGCAUUGUGUCCAGUGGGCUGUCAGCAUGAGUGUCCUGCUGGGCGCUGUGGAUCAAUUCAUAGGAAGGGAUGCUCUGUUCCUGAGGGAGCUGAGGAGUGCCGUGAAGAACAAGCUUUGCUCACAGGGCCUCUUGGCUGCUGUGUCUGAGAACUCCCUGAGGCUGCAGGAGGCUGCCCUGCUCUCGUACUUGGCCUGCCCUGAGGAGCAUGGUUGCAGUGAAAUCCUAGUGCUCAGGGAGGAGAUAAAGGUACUAAUGGAAGCACUGCUGGAUGCCUCCAAUACCCUCUUGGCCUCCCCACUGUCUGCUGCCAGCUUGUAUAGUCGCUUUGAGCUCCUGCAGAGAGACUUAGCCCUCAGGGCCAAGGCAUUAUUGCUCCACCUGGAGAAGGUCAAUACCAAACACCUACAGGUCAUCCGAGAUGUCAUUGGACCAGCCCUGUCCCCCCUCUCUCAAAAGGACAGGGAGAGAAGCAAACAGGCCUUUGAAGAGAAGGCCAGUCAACUAAUGGCCAGUGUUCAGUGGGUCAAAACCACCCUCCAAGACAUUCUGGAGGCCAGUGCUCAACUGCAGUUGCAGGCAAGCCUGCUCUCCACUGCAGACCACCUCCUCGUCCUCACAUCUGAAGCAGUGGGCAGUGCCAGUCAGCUUUUCCAGAGCUGCUGGGACAAACGGUAUCUCCACCUAGAGAGCAUUGUCUGGUACUGGUCAGCAAAGGCACACUACCUCAUCACGCAGCUCCAGGCUGUCCAAGGCAUCAGUGGACAUGUUCUGCAGCUCAUCAGACAACACCUGGAGAAUGAUGGGAACCAGUGCUCCCCAACACAAUGCACCAGCACAGCCAAGCUUUUUCCAGCCCAAGAGCUUGAUGCUCUGAGCCACACCAAGUCAUCAGAAACUUGCCCUAGCAGGAGUGGACAAGGAAGUGGAGCUGCCAGAGAGGCAUGUGAAACGCACUGUGACGGUCCUCGCAGUGUCUCCCUUGCCAGCAGCCCUGGGAAGCAUGAGAGAGGAGACAGUGGCACGUGGCAGAGUGGCUCCAGCAAGAUAUCCCAGGUCAUCAAGGACAUGGCAACAAGGAUGCUUCACAUGACACAGUUCCUGAGGAAAAAGGGCCCCAUCAUGAGCAAGGACCAGCUUGUCGACUGUGCAAAGCAAAUUGCUUCUGAUGGGCAGGUGUUCGUUAAAUUUGGCCACAUCAUUGCGAAACACUGCCUGGACAACAGGUGCUCCACAGAGCUGCUGUGCGCCACAGAGCAGACCCACACCAUCAGCAGCCAGCUCGGCAUUGUGGCCAGGGUAAAAGCAGUCACUGCAGAGAGCAAGUCCUCCUCUGAGCUGCUCGUGAGCAACGCACAGAACCUAAUUCAAGCAGUUCUGCAUGUUCUGAAGGCAGCUGAGGCAGCGUGUAUCAAAGGUUUGCAACAGCCUCUGCCUGACCCUGAAGAAGAGGAAGUAGCUGCUUUUUGCAUGUGCUGGAGGAAAAACCUGUUGUGGCAUAGAGCCAAGAAGUCUUUGAACUCAGACAGGGAUGAAUUAGGGCUCCGAAAGACUCAGGCAAGGGCUGAACCCUCCCUGACAGCUAUGAUGCAAGAACAAUCACCUCAGACCAAUACCCCCAGGCAUCAAAAAACUAUUAAAGGACACACAGUUACGGACAGCCACCUGUAAAAACAGGAAGGGACUUCUGCUGGAGGGGAACUGCAUUGCUAACUGGCCUAGAAGAAACAAUGUACUCCUGACACUCCUGCCAGCUCACGUGUCUUCUGCUGGAGCUGCUCUUGCAGGAGGACUGGAAGUGCAAGGCGUGAAAUGGCUUUUGUGCGCUGGUCGCUCCUCCUGCGGCAAAUUCCACCCUGCAGAGACACUGCUUCCUUCUGGCAACUGAAUGUAGAGAAUAAAAUUAUGCCACAUGCUAGUGUAUUUGCUAAGAAGCCUCUCAUCCAGGUGGCAUGUGAAUUUCAGCAGUAAGAUGUGAUAUGAAGCCACAGAGGACACAGGAGUUGGUGAAGAACUUUAAGACCCAGUUAAAGGGAAAACAGAGGUUUUCCUGUUCUGUAAAACAUCACUCACUGAUCUUUUUU